Rhagoletis zephyria (snowberry fruit fly) is the source of this 2082-nucleotide messenger RNA. RefSeq lists its product as uncharacterized. The record is from RefSeq and is a predicted model, not a curated record. Lineage: Eukaryota; Metazoa; Arthropoda; Insecta; Diptera; Tephritidae.
AUGGCAAAGAAAGGAGGUGUACAACAGCUGCAGGCCGACAUACAAACCGAUGAGGAUUUCGAGAAAUUCCUCGAGCGUCCCGGUUUAUUGGUGUUGGAUAUCUACUCGGAAUGGUGUGGUCCCUGCCUCGGCAUGGUAGGCAGUUUACGUAAAAUAAAAUUGGAAAUCGGUGGCGAUAAUUUGCAGCUUGCUAUUUGUAAAUCGGAUACGAUCUCUUACCUGAAACGUUUCUGCAAGAAAAGUGAGCCCACAUGGAUGUUUGUUACUAAAGGCAAAUCUACAAAUCUACUAUUCGGAUCCAACACGCCGAAACUUAUGAAACUUAUCGCCCAAGAGCUGGAAAUGCUCAACAAACCACAACGCACCUUCUACGAGAUCACCGAGCUCCAGCCAGAGGAAGUAAUACGUCGCAAAAUCAAACAGGAUGCCGAAAUGGAGGCGAUUAGCAAAGAGAAGGCAGCGAAAAAGAAAAAGCGUCACGACUAUUUGAACUCCAUGACAGAUACCAUAAUCGAAAAUAUGCCCGAUAUGGGUGUGACCAUCUUCGGACCACAUAUUAAUCGCGAUAUGUACAAGAAGGUACUCGAACCGGCGGACAAUAUGAAGUUGCAGUGCAAAGAUCGACGCGUCAUUAGUGUUACUCGCGCCGACUUUGAUGUGGUGAACUAUGCAUGCCCGAAUCCCUUGCCCGAUGAUGUACUCGACCAAUUAGAUCAAAAGGAUUUGAUGAUGUGCUUUUGGAAAAUGCCAGAAGAUGAUCGUCGUCCCAUACCUGAAGUUUUGAAUACGUACGCGCACAUGCUGACGAAGGAGCGACAUGAAGUGGACAUGCUGACCGAGGAGGAGAUAGUGCAUCCACCUGUUCUAUUGCCUAUGGAUCUGACAAUCGAAAUCGAGUUAGAGGAGGGUGAAGAAUGGGAAGAGGAACCAGAACCAGAACCGGAACCUGUGCCAAAAAAGUUGCAUAUAAAGAACGAGGAAUCCGCAGCCCAAGCAGCUACUGCCGAGACGGCCGAGGGCGAGGAUAACGAAGGCGAAGAAGGCAGUGAGAACGCCGAUGAAGUUGGUGAAGUCGGAGAAGCGGACGAGGGACCAGAAAUACCAGAUUUACCUGACUUACCAAUGAAUGCGUUAGAUCUAGAUUUUGAUUUAGACGAUGAUAAAGAGCGCGAGGAAGAGCAGAAAGCAGAGCAAGUAGUUGAAGUUGUCGUCCAGAAACGCUACCGUAAGAAAGUCAUACGGAUACCUCCCAUCUGGGUGGCGGGCAAUGCGCGCACUCAUGCCGCGCUCAUUUAUGUAUUUUUCCGCCAACAAACAACAGGUUUCCUUCCACCUGAUCCGAUACCAGAGCCGCCACAUAUUAUAAUGGCAUUUGACGCUUAUAAGAAACGUGAUUUGUUGAGCGUAGCGGAGCGCUUGAAAGACGAUGUGCCGCGUUAUGGCUUCUUCAGCAAUGACGAAGCGGGCGAAGCGAAAUUGAUUGCGAACUCGGCGGCGAAAUAUGCAACGAUGCCACAGAAUCCCACGGACAAAAUUGUGUUCAAAGUUAACAAGCAAACCUCACACACAAUGCUCUCGUUGGCAACCUACGGUCCAAGCUAUGUCAGUGCGGAUGCGGUUAUUGGGUACGAAGAGGCGCUUAAAUUCUUCCCAGAAUCCUACAAGACCGCUGAGCAAGAGGCACUUGAACAAGCAGAAAAAGAAGCAAAACCGAAAAAGAAGAAGUCUCGUACGAAGGGCGAAGCAGCAGAACCGGUCACUACUACAAGCGGUGAGGAUAGUGGCGAAAGUCGCCCCCCAACUGCGCGAGAAGAGAGUGCAGAAGAUGAGUCGGCAUUGGAAGGUGGCGCAGCUGAAGCGAGCGAGCAACCGACAGUCGUGGAAGGUGGUGGAACAACUGCUGCCGAAGCGCCAACUGAAGGUGCGCCAGCAAACGAGGCUGCUGUACCACCCGGAGCAGAAACAAGUGGUAGCGGUGAAGCAGUUGGCUCUGAUCAAGUAUCAACAGAAGCAACACCGCCCCUAAGUGCAGAAGAAAAAACUCCCCAAGUGGCGCCGACUGAAGCUUCUACUGCUGAGUAA